Mustela lutreola (European mink) is the source of this 1267-nucleotide messenger RNA. It is a transcript of the gene TAX1BP3, whose product is annotated as Tax1 binding protein 3. Gene Ontology annotation, molecular function: protein binding. The transcript is spliced from 4 exons. The coding region runs from base 122 to 496 and encodes 124 amino acids. NCBI's taxonomy places the organism in Eukaryota, Metazoa, Chordata, Mammalia, Carnivora, Mustelidae. Gene Ontology annotation, biological process: neurotransmitter receptor transport postsynaptic membrane to endosome; neurotransmitter receptor transport, endosome to postsynaptic membrane. The record is from RefSeq and is a predicted model, not a curated record. Gene Ontology annotation, cellular component: postsynaptic density; adherens junction; postsynaptic membrane.
UAACUAUUCAUGAAGGGGCGGCCCGAAUCGGGGUGCCUUUGUUAACCGGGGAGGGCGCGGCUGCUGGGAUUUUCGCUGCGGGCUUCACUGAGUUGGGCUUGGUCUCCAGAUUGGGGUCGAGAUGUCCUACGUCCCGGGCCAGCCGGUCACCGCCGUGGUGCAAAGAGUUGAAAUUCACAAGCUGCGUCAAGGUGAGAACUUAAUACUGGGCUUCAGCAUUGGAGGUGGAAUUGACCAGGAUCCCUCCCAGAAUCCAUUCUCAGAAGACAAGACAGACAAGGGCAUUUACGUCACACGAGUAUCUGAAGGAGGCCCUGCUGAAAUUGCUGGGCUGCAGAUUGGAGACAAGAUUAUGCAGGUGAAUGGCUGGGACAUGACCAUGGUCACGCACGACCAAGCCCGGAAGCGGCUCACCAAGCGCUCGGAGGAGGUGGUGCGCCUGCUGGUGACACGGCAGUCGCUGCAGAAGGCAGUGCAGCAGUCCAUGCUGUCCUAGCAGCCCGCCGUGGUCCCGGACUUGGGCCUGCCUGCCUACAGUGACACAUGUCCACGCUCUGUCAGCACCUCGUCCUGGCUUCUGCUAAGUACUGGCCCCUGGCUUGGAAGGGCCAGAGCUGGUCCCAGAGGCCUGUCCCUGGGACCUGACCCAGCCUUCCUUCCCCACCUCCCACCACUGGCCCCAGGCUCUGGGACCAGCUCUCAUCCUCAGAACUAUCAGGCUGUUGGCCUCCCCAGACCCUGGCAGUGCCCAGAUGGGCAGGAGGCUGGGGAAUGCUGGGUGAGGCCAGCCUUUCCCACACUGAGCCCUGGCUCCAGGGCUUGACCUUGCCCCCAGGUCUCAGCUCUGCAAUGACUAUACCCCAUGUUUUUUUCCUGCUUUCCCCAGCAGGGACUUGACACACAGCCAGAGACACUACAGAAGUUCGUCUGAACGGAAGCCAGGCAGGCUCACAGUUUACCCCAUGGCUUCCCCAGGGUUCACCUGCUUCAAAGAUUUAGAUGAAGUCCAAGGCUGACAUUUCAGGGCAGUUCUCAGGACUGCCAGUUCUUUCUAUACCUGUGGGUUUAACUUUAUAUUUUUUUAAUCACAACUUUGAUACAGAAGCAUUUUUACCUUACUAUUUGGAGAUGCCAAUUCUACUUUUGAAUUUAGCUUACUAAAUCACAUAUGGGAACAGCGUUGCUUUGGUUCCUGUGGAAAUGGGGUAGUAUGGAAUUGCCCCUGCCUGACAUCUCGGGCCCAAAUAAACAGUGCUGGAAUUUACAA